CUAACUAAGCGGAAGCUAACGAAAGAUCAGAGACCUUCACCUCACAGCCAAGAAGCAAGCACGAAAAAAUCGAAUUGGUUUACACUAGUUCGUAAGAAGCGAUAUUGUAUAUUGGAACGUUCUCCAUUUUCGUUUAUAAUUUUCGGGACCAAUAGCCUUGAGUGUGGCAAACAUUUGAAUGAUGUAAUGUUAUUAUUGAAUAUGAUUGUUCUUCUCGUGGCGGUAGCUGUGGGAGCAUUUAGUGCUUCGCUGAUCAAUGGGGACUAUAGUAGCGAUGUUUGUAAUUCCCAACAAGAAACUUUUGAGCCGAUCAUUAAAAAUGAAAAAGCUUUGGAAGUAUUUUACUUCGUGAACGAUACCAAAGAAACGAUACAGUUGACGUGGGCAGGUGAAAAUAGUGGAGUCUUAAUUCUGGUAACAAUGACUGAGGGUGAAUCUGGUCCAGGUUUGACUUCUGAUAUCUACCGUAGUGACAAUAACGGCAAAACGUUCACCAAAAUAACUAGAGAGUUGGGCGAAAAUAUCUAUAUACGGCGGGAGAAUGGCUUGCAGCGCCACCAGAAUCAGAGGGAUUCGAAAGAGCUAUUCGUUAUAUGUUACGAUGUAGAAAACAUGAGCAAAUCUAUGAUAUUUGUUACAGAGGAUGGAGGUUCGACCUGGGAAAGGUCUAGUGUACCAUUUGUCUUAAGUGGUCAGUUGCGUUUCUAUCCCCGUGAAAGACUUUCGCCAUGGGUCUUAACUUUGGAAGAAAAAACCUCUAUUCUGUAUCUUUCCUUGGACAACGGAAAAACAUGGAGGAGCAUUCACGAGAAUGUUGUAGAUUACUUUUGGUCCAUUUAUGAGUCGGAUCCAGGCGAGACCAUAUACAUACUUUAUCAAACACCGCUGAGUAAAAAUGGAAGUGAGAAGCACGUACUAGCCAAGUCUUCUGAUUUGGGAUUAACCUGGUCUGAGCUUCUUAGGGAUGUAAUCCGGGUAUGGGCACCUCGUGGGAUCAAAGUUGAUAUUCCAAAGCCGCACGACAAGAGCAUUAUCUCAUUUGAGCCAGAAACAGUCGGAGAUUAUGAAACAAUUAAACUGGGGCACUUUCUCUAUGCUUCACACUACUCAAACUCUGGAAACAGAACAUUGCAGUUAAGUGUAUCAACUGAUGGGGGGAAGACAUUUAAUAAGGCCCACUUGCCAACAAUACAGUCAGAGCGGUUUUACUCAGUAUUGGAAGUUGAAGACGAUUCAGCUUUUGUUCAUGUGGAUGCGCCUAAUGAUACUGGUUACGGAGCGUUAUUUAUAUCGGAUAUUACUGGCACGGUAUUCAGUGAAUCUCUUAGACACCAUUUAUAUCCGAAUCAUGCACCUGUGACAGACUUCUAUCGUGUUGCAUCAAUGCGUGGCACAUAUUUGGCUACACGUUUAAAUCCAGAUCGUACGCUAUACACAGUCAUCACACAUGAUCGAGGCGCCAGUUGGCAUGCUUUAGGUACUCCCUUAAAUGUUCAAGACACUUGUCAAACUAAACCUACCACAACACUGAUGACAACAACAGCGACCGCAACAAUGAAAUCAUCGGACACGGGAAAUGUUGAUUCGUCUAUGACAUCUGUUAGAAUGAAAAACAACAGGAUUAUUGGAACACAAAGUGAUGGUAACUCUGUCGCUAACGGUGAAGAUGUUGCUAAUAAAGGCAACCUAGCAAACGCAGAUAAUAAUUUGUUAAAUCCUUCAUUGAAUCUUUUGAAAGAUGCCUCCGUAACAAAAGAGACAAAUACUACUCCAAAUGAGAUCUGGAGACCCGAUCCAAAUAUGGGUGAUUCUGUGGUUACAGAUCCCUCUUCAGUGAAGACUUGUGGUUUACAAAUCAGUAAUCAAUUCAGCAUUAAAAAUCGUGUCAUCGCUUCACCGCCAUUGUCAAUAGCGGCAGCACCAGGAUUGAUAUUAGCUCAUGGACAUGUGGCUACACACCUAAAAAAUACACCCGCUGAUGUAUUCGUCAGUUCAGAUGGUGGUUACACAUGGCUUAAAGCUCUUGAUGGACCGCAUCAUUAUCAAAUAGCUAAUCGGGGAGGCCUAAUUGUAGCUGUUCCUGCUGAAACUUUAUGGCCUGAUGUACUACGUUUUAGUACUGAUGAGGGAAGAUGUUGGCAUACUAUCCCACUGCGCACUGGUCAAUGGGGUAUCAGUGAAUCAAGCAGAUAUCACAUCAAUAGUGAUAAUGAUGACAGUAUUAAGGGAAAAAUUCAAAAUCAUAAUGAUGACAGUGUUGACGAUGAUGACGAUACAGGAGAUAAAAUAAAAGUAGCUAACGUGGAAGUAACAGAUCUUCCAUCUUCAGAAGCUCAUCAGAUUCUUCUUGACAACAACACUACAUCUAGUAAGAUGGAAUUUCUUACUAAAACCACCAGUUCUAAUGAUCCUGCUUAUUCUAUUCCUACCACUAUUAAUAACAACAAAAACAUUACUACUCCUUCAAGUACUAAACCAGUAACAAAUCGUAAUCAAUUAUACGAAAAUCAUAAUCAGCAAAAUGAUGAUGACGAUAAAUGGUCUACAUCAACACAAAAAACUGACGAAAUUGUUGUGUUCACUGGAUUAGUUACUGAACCUGGUGGUAGAGCCAUGGCUGCUGCUGUUUAUGGUUACGGUACAGCAACACAGAGGUGGAGAGUCGCUGUUGUUGAUUUUCGGUCGAAUGGAAUGAUUACACGCAAAUGCACCGACGACGAUUAUGAGAUCUGGAUACCACACUCAAAUGAAAAAGGUGAAAAAGAUGGUUGUCUCCUUGGAGUUCGAGAACAGUUCAGACGGCUUAAAAAGGAUUCUCUGUAAGCCAGCUAAACAAUUGUUAAUGUUACUUAUUGUUGUUGAUAUAAGUUUAAGUAAAACGUUAGGAUGUUAGAUAUGUUUUACUAGGUACUCAAAGUUGUGUAAUAGUGUAAUAUCUCCUGAUGAUUUGACAUGUGUCUAAAAGAAACAUUUAUGAUUGGACAUCAUUGCUUUUAAUAGAUGAAAAGGUCUACUUUCCUAUUCUGUUCUUCACAUCAGUUAUUUCAAAGGUAUCAGUGUUCUCCCAACUCUUUCAGCCUCUUGACAUUUGCACCUCGUCAAUCACAUACACAUCAAUGUACUGGGCAAAAAGCCUUAUGAUAUGAAUUGGAGUUCUAAACAAUAAUCUACCAGCUGAAAAUUAACUGUUCCAAACUAAAUAGCCAUAUCAUUUAGUUCAGUUUUGAUCUUCUCAUCGAUUGACUGGACCGAAGUGCUUGAUCUCAGGUUGACAUAUCGGCUCCUUGUGCAGAUGCGUCGACGAUGUUUGUUCAUGUAACUUGAAGUCAACUGGUACAUCCAGAUGACGAAUUCCAAAAAGGAUGAAAUGCGCAUCCUGGAUUCCAUUGCUAGUCACCAUCCACCAACUGACUUAAAAUAGCCAUAUCUCUAAAAAUACUUAUAUCAAUCAAAUUAGCCUGAUUUUACCAAUUCGUCGUAUGUUUAGAUAUUUUACUCUUAUUUUCCCUUAUUGAGUGGGUUUGCAGACGUACAUACUCCAGUAAGAAGUGAAGUUAUUACUCAUAAUAGCUAUGUGGAAAAUUUACUACUCUAGGUUAGUAGUAAUAGUAUUUCAUAUUGGCCAGUUAACAUUUUUAUCUUACUGAAACAAAAAUAUCAUUCUCUCAUGACGUUGACAUUUUACUGUUAAAAUUGAAUAUAAAUUCUAUGGAUAUACAUACGAUUUUGAAUGAAAAAAAAAGAAAUAUAUGCAUAUAUAUUUGACAGAAACGUGUUAUUUCCCCUCCCAGCUUUCAUUCAUUUUUCUGUAAGUAUGUGUACAUUUGCAUACUGUAUUAAACAGUCGUUUUUUGUAAAAAAAAAAGAAAAGAUGAGCAGAAAUUGUAAUAUAGUCCUAACUUCCCUGAAAUACUACAUUUAUCUUUAUAUUACUGGUUGCAUUUCCCUCGUCCCAUUUAUGGCCUUGGAAUGCUGUUGGUUACUGACUGUUUUAAUUUAUCAAUGUAAUUAGUGUCUCCCAGUGUCAUUUAAAGCAUAUAUAUGUACACAAGCGCUGUCAACCAUUUUUGCUGUUGAUACGAUACCAUAAAGGCUCCCUAUGUCAACUGUCUAUCUUCUCUUCUUGUCUACCUGUGUCACAGUUUCGGUGGUAUCGUGUUGCUGUUGUUUUUGCUAAUAUUGAUUAGAUCAGUAGGCUCGUAAAUCGACUAGGUAGGAAAUUCAUUAGCUCAGCUACCACCAAGUGUAUUGACGGUCAUGUCAGAAAUUGAAGAGAAUAGCAAUUAAGAUAUGUUGUAAUCUUUCGCUUUUUUUCAAUCCUGUUUAUCUAAUUAAGUUCACAAAAGUCAACAUAUCUUACUUCGUGUAUAUUGUAUUUAACGUAUUAAAAGUAGGCCUUAUAGUGUGUUUGUCUGUGUGUGUGUGUCUGUGAAAAACAAGAAAAUAUCCAAUUUUCGUCAAAUUAUGCAUAUCCUAACGACAUUCUGCAUGUCUUUCUGCAUGUCAUUGUGGGUGAGAGACUUGAAAAUUUCUCGUUUCAAGUUAUUUAUUUAGGGUAAUAUUAAAACAUGGACAUUCUUGAAAUAAUUUUGCAGUCUAUUAUUCAUUCUUGUAGAAGUUGGAUCUAAUUAUCGAUGACCUGGUGUUUCACCUUAAUUAUUCGGCACUAGUGACUUGUUAAUGCCCAUAUACUUACUGGUCAUAACAACCAAUACCCAGGUGAAUUGGAAUAGUUGCGAUAAAAGGUUGUCUUGUUAAAAUUGAGAUAACACGUCAGCUGUUUUUAGUUUACUAAGAAAACGAUCCCUAGUAAGAAAUAUGUAUGUCUGUUGUGCAUUUCUUGUUGAAUGUGCAGUUUCUUUCCUAUUUAAUCAUCUUAAGGCAUUAUUAUCUAAUACAAG
Molecule: messenger RNA, 4901 nt
Organism: Trichobilharzia regenti
Lineage: Eukaryota; Metazoa; Platyhelminthes; Trematoda; Strigeidida; Schistosomatidae
Source: the annotation of a GenBank genome assembly